This is a messenger RNA of Cololabis saira (Pacific saury), 6970 nucleotides long. RefSeq names its product LIM and calponin homology domains-containing protein 1-like. The coding region runs from base 281 to 5698 and encodes 1805 amino acids. The record is from RefSeq and is a predicted model, not a curated record. Gene Ontology annotation, biological process: regulation of focal adhesion assembly; positive regulation of stress fiber assembly. The transcript has 31 exons. Gene Ontology annotation, cellular component: stress fiber. Gene Ontology annotation, molecular function: myosin II head/neck binding. Lineage: Eukaryota; Metazoa; Chordata; Actinopteri; Beloniformes; Belonidae.
CGCGCGGCGGCGGCAGCAGCAGAAACAGCAGCAGCGAUGACCGAGGAGGAGAGGAGCCUCAGCCUCCUGCAGAUCUGCUAGUAGAGCAGGAGUUUGUAUUUUUAGCGCCUAGUUCGUGUUGCAGCGCCGCAGUUGGAGCCGCCUGGCGCUGCGUGACGCACGGGCAGCGCGUGGAGUUGCGGGACUGAAAGAAGCGGAGGAAGGGGGGAGAGAUAACUGGACUGGAGGACGGGUUCGUUUAUCACGUAUCACCACCGUCUGACUUUGGUCUAGGUCAGAGAUGGCGAGCCCGACUGCAUGUGGAAAUGUCUCGAGUGCGUCCUCGCUGGAGCCCAGUCAGCCAGAACCAGCCUGCCAGGAGGCGCAGAAAUGGAUAGAGGCUGUAACAGGGAAGAGCUUUGGCGACAAAGACUUCCGUAGUGCAUUGGAGAACGGCAUCCUGUUAUGCGAGCUGUUGAGUGCCAUCAAACCCGGGCUGGUUAAGAAAAUCAACAGACUGCCCACUCCCAUUGCUGGGCUGGACAACCUGUCAGUCUUCCUGCGAGGCUGCGAGGAGUUGGGCCUGAAGGGCUCCCAGCUCUUUGAUCCAGGGGACUUACAAGACACGUCCAUGCGAGCUAACCUCAAAGACUCUGACUGCAACCGCAAACUAAAAAAUGUGUUAAACACGGUGUUCUGGCUUGGGAAGGCCGCCAAUGGCUGUGCAUCUUACAGUGGUCCUACACUCAACCUAAAAGAGUUUGAAGGGCUUCUUGCUCAAAUGAAGGUGGAGACUGAGGAGGGAGGGGACACUACACUGAUCCGCAGUGUGAGAGACAGCGGCUAUGACUGUUGGGACUCGGAGAGGAGUGAAUCUCUUUCUCCACCGAGACAUACUAGAGACAACUCCCUAGACAGUCUGGAUUCGUUUGGCUCGCGCUCACAGCAAAGUCCUUCUCCUGAUGUGGUGAAUCGAAGCAACAUUGACGGGCGAGGAAGCGACUCUGAGGCUGAUGCCGCCGGCAGGAAGCCAGAUGUGCGGAAGGAUGACAUGUUGGCGAGACGGACUGCCAGCGGUGAAUCAAGAAGCUCCAUUCCCUUCAACCAGUUCCUCCCUAAUCGAACCAACGCCAGCGCUUACAUCCCGACCCCACGGAGAAAAAAACAUACAGAAGAGCUAGAACAGCGGAGUCACUCUCAAGCCAAUCCAGAACAAAGCAAAAACCCUGGACUGCACCAGAAAACUCUCAAGACUGUCACUUGGGCAGUCGAGAACAAUGGUGAAAAACUAAAACAGGAAGAGGAGGUGGACACCCAGGAACUGUUGGCGCAGAGGAGGUUGCAGAAGUUGGAGAAGGCGGGAAUCAAAGUUCUUCCUGCUGCUGUUCGCUAUAGCAGUCCCAGCAGUCCCGCAGUAGAGGAAAAGGAAGUGAGGUCACCAUCCCCGAAUAUCAUCCUUCGCUGCGAUAAUGACUUUCUAAACUCGCAUAAAUCUGCGUGGGAUUCCUCUGAUGGUGAAGAGGAAGCAGAGAAACGGAAAGUUCCAGAUGUUCACAGAGAUGAUCUGGCAUCCAGGCGAGCUCAUCACCGGCCUGUUGUUCCCAAUGUGCAUCAGUUUGUUCCAUCUCCUGUGUGCAGCAACAAAGACCGGGAGCGCUGGGAGGGAAUCAGACAAGCCUCCCAGCAAACACUGCGGGAGAAAGAUAUCAGUGUAAAGGAAGACGUCCCUAACAUCCUUACUCGCAGAGACAACCCCUUUCUGAAGGAAGAUGUGAAAGAAGAGAGUGAGGGAGAGGAGGCAAAGGUUAUACCUAAUAAACAGAGGGAUGACCUGGCUCAUAGGCGGGCUGAGAGUAGGCCCUUCUCUCAGAGGGAUGGACCAAUGAACAUUGUUUCAUCCAGCAUGAGCCAGGCAGAUGUGCAGAAGUGGGAGAGACUCAAGAUGACUGAACCAAGUGAGGAUAGACCAGCAACUAUGUGUCAGGCUUGUCUGGAGAAAAAUUAUGGAAGCCCUCGCGGCGGAUCAGCAAAGGCUGGACGAGGUCACAGCAAAGUUGUGACCUUUGGUGGUGUGACUGAGAUCCAGCAGCCUGUAGACACAGUCAUGUCAAGUGAAGGGGAGGAGACAAAGUUGCUUAGACGACUCCUUUCCAAGGCAACGGUAGCCAUGCCUACCAUUGGCCUGGGCUCCCAGCUUUCAGAGCGGGAACGCAGCCACAUAGAUGAAGCUGAGCCCAAUCAGUCUUCCUCUACUUCUGCGCACCUUCAACCCUGGACGCCUGAGGCCACCCCUACCGUCGCUGAGCUAGAUGCCCGGCUCGCUGAAUAUGAACGAAGAAUGGAGGAGGAUGAGGAAGACGAAGAGGAGAGAGUCCCAGAUCUUCAGAAGGACGACAUGAUGGCGAGGAGGACAGGAGUUUUCCACAAACAAAGCUCUGCUCCAUCCACUUACAACCGUUUCUUGCCUCUGCCUGGCACCAAGCGCUGCACACUAGGUGAAGUCACCGUUGACGCUGCUCCGCGGAACAAAAAGAACGUGCAGGCAGACAGAAGCAAGAAUUUGGGCUUCAGAGCGGAGCAUCUGCAUCCCAAAGUUCCUGUGGAAACACCUCAGCAAGAACGUGAGUUCACAGUGAUGAAGGCAACUUCUCACACCGAGGCUGACUAUGAUGGAAAUGAUUCUGAUCAAGAUGAGUCUGUGCCUGACCUGGAGAAAGAUGACAUGAUGGCUCGAAGGACCAGAUUGUUCCAAAAAUCAACCGUGGUCAAAACAAAUCAGUCCUUCAAUCAGUUUCUCCCUGUACCGGGGUCGGUCAAAUGUAACGUCAGCCCAACGUCUGCCACGAAGCCGCUACAGAGCAGACCUAAACUCACAGAGAGGCUGGACAGAGCCAGCAACAUUGUAACCAUGGCAGCAGAACAUCAAGCCCCGACCCCCAAAGCCCUAACCAGUCCCACAUGUCCCAGGAUGAGGGACAGACGAGAGGAGGACAAGCAAGAAAAGGGAGAUCUGGGGACUCUACCUGACACUGAUGUCAGCGGGGGGCCUGAACCCCCCUCUUGUCCUUCACUCAUAUCUCAACCCAGUCCUGCUCCUUCCCUCCAGAUGAGUGGAGAAGGGCCAGAGUUGGAGGGGCAGAGACUGGAGGAGAAAGCUGAGGUGGAGGAGAAAAAGAGGGAUGUUAAUGAAAAACCACAAAAGAAACCCUUUGGGCUGGAGGAUGAACUACCUCCAAGGAUGGUGAGCCGCCGAGUUGCUUUUCUCUUAGACAACGAGAGUGUGAGUAUGAGUGACAUGGUUAAUGAGGAAGAGGCCGGAAACUUGCCAUCACUGAGCCAAUCCAGAUAUGAACGAAUGCUCGAGCAGUACAACAGUUUCCAAGAAGAGGAGGAUCACUGGCAGGAUGACUUGGCGCGUUGGAAGAGUCGACGCCGCAGUGCAUCACAGGAGCUAAUCAAAAAAGAGGAGGAGAGGAAGAAAAUAGAGAAAUGGAUGAAGGAGGAGGGAGGCGACGGAAAUAAAAGGAAAAGCAUUAAAACUUACAAAGAGAUUGUGGAAGACAAGGAGCGCAGAGAAGCUGAGUUGUGUGAGGCUUACAGGAAUGCAGCAACUCCAGAGGAGGCAGCCGUGGUUUUGCAGCGUUACGCUCUCCGCUUCACCAUCAGCGAUGCAACACUGGACAGCCUAAAGCUACCCAGAUCAACCUUAAAACCCAAACAAGAGCUGAACUUGGUAGAACAGGAGCACAAACCAGCGUCACCCAUUAAUCACUCAGAGGUGAUGGAGCACCUGCACAAACCAGAAUUAACUGUUGAAAUAAAUGAGAAAUGCACAAAACCUGACGACACAGAGACAGAGGCAUCAUCUCAAGAACAAGAGGGGUCGUUCACCGUCACCACUAGCUCUACAGCAUCAAACAGCCCACUUUCUGCAGACACAAACUCUCAGGACAUACCGCCUCAGUCCCCACAGCUGCAUGAACCACCAGCCCGACCAACAGAGUCUCCAGCUACAAAGCAGAAACAACCAAUUACAGAGGAAGCACAGCCCCAGAUCAAACAUACUUCAUCUCAGGAUGAACAAACGGAUCCUCUGCCGACACAGCCCGCACACAUGCUCUCUUCUUCUCCACUUACACCUGCACCUGCACAUGCACCCGCAUCUGCACCUGCACAUGCACUUGCACCUGUACCUGCACCUGCACCUGCACCUGCAUCUGCACCUGCAUCUGCAUCUGCAUCUGCAUCUGCACCUGCACCUGCACCUGCACCUGCACCUGCACCUGCACCCGCAUCUGCACCUGCAUCUGCACCUGCACCUGCACCUGCACAUGCACCUGCAUCUGCAUCUGCACCUGCAUCUUCACCUGCACCUGCACCUACCAGACCUGUCCCCCUGCUGGUGGCCAAGCCCUACUGCCAGCCCAGCAGCACGGCCUCUGGACAUAAACCCAUCAAGAUGGAUGGGUUGGUGCGAGUGAACGGAGAGGCAACCGAGGACUUCACUGCUUCCUCGCCGCCUACCUCCCCUCAGGAAGUUGUUUCCUCCAAGCAGGUGGAAGAAGAUCCUCCUCCAGAGGAGGCUGUGGGAAGUCCACAGACUGCAGAGCAGGUGGCAUCUCCACAGACUGAUACAUCUACACCAUCCUCUGCUUCUGCCAUCAGCUCUCUGAUUGGAGGACGCAACUGCAUCAUCAAAACCACCAUUGUGACAGAACUCACUCAGACCUGUGUGGAGCCACUUCACCCGGAUAUCCAGAGCACUAAACAGGCCGAGAGCGCUGGGUUGUUCGGGGCACCAGUGGAGCAGGAAAAUACUCAGCCAGCUGCGUCUCCCAGCAGUAUGCAAGUCUAUUCCCCCACCGUCACGGAGGGACUUGAGGAGAGCAGUGUGACUAUUGAGACCCCCAUGUUGAACUUGGCUAAACGUGUUAAUCACUGGGUCUGGGACCCCAAUGAGGAGCGUACACGCUUGGAAAGGUGGCAACAGGAGCAGGAACGCCUCCUACAGGAACAAUACCAAAAAGAACAAGAGAAGCUGAAGAAGGAGUGGGAGAAAGCACAGCUGGAGGUGGCGGAGGAGGAGAGGAAGCACAAUGAAGAGGAGAGGCGGAUUCUAGAGGAGACCGUCGCACCCCUCAGUCCCACUGGUUUGUUGCACCAGCAGUCAGGACACACAGCGACUGCUACGUCUGCCCCAGAAACCAAUGACACAAGAGGAGGAAGUGUGCCGCCGCAGCAGAACGGACAAAAAACCUCCACAGGCAGCGAGGGCCAGCAUUCAUCAAAGUUGCAUUUCUUCCAGGAUUCUUCAUGUGAUGGCGAACCUUCAAAAAAGUCUGAACUGUGGAAAACAGCCUCCCUGGAUCGCAACCUUGAACAGAUCCAAACAGAAACUGUUAAAAGGUCCGGAUCACAUGACGGUGUAACAAGUAAACCACAGUCCUCCCUGCCAGCAACUCAGCCUCCGUCACCUAGCAGGUGUGUUAGUGGAAAGCGACUGUGUUCAGGCUGCUCGCAACCUCUGGGAAAAGGAGCUGCAAUGAUCAUUGAUACUCUGGGACUGUUUUUCCACAUGCAGUGUUUCAAGUGUGGCGUGUGCAAAGGGCAGCUGGGUGACGCAUCGGCAGGGACAGACGUACGGAUCCGCAACGGACUGCUGAGCUGUCAUGAGUGCUACAUUGCAUCUCGGGGCAGAGGUCAGCCCACCACACUAUGAUGAUCUUUUUUCGCCACCGGAUCCUUACCAUCUAGGGGGAAUAUCGGACAGAGAACAAUUGUAGAACCUGGCGUCACAUACUGGAAAAUCUGGAAAAAUCUUGGAAUUUUCAGAAUCUUAGAAUUGUUCUUUGUUUUGCAGAAAUGCACAAAACAGCUUAGAUUAUUGUUCCUGACAGACCAACUGGACUGACACGUGGACUUACUCACACAGUACAGUUGAUGUACUUCUUAACUAAACACAUGUAUACAAGUCUUUUGGAUAUGUGCUGCAUGGAUAUAAUCGAGAAAACACCAUGUUUAAGCCUUUGCACAUCCAUCCCAUGAUCUUCUCCGUCAUGAGCUAAACAUGUUGCUUCUUCUGCUUCUGCACUCUCUAAGUAUGAUACAAAGUGGUUCAGGUGGGAUAAACUGAAGUAGCUUGACCUUUUUAAUGCCUUACACAUUGUAAACUUCCUUUUUGGCUUUGUGUUUACAGUUUUGCAUGAAAAAAGUUAUUAUAUAAGUUAUUGUGAGUAUUGCUCAGAUGGACAGUGAGUUCUUUCUUUUUCAACAGUGGAAGUUGAUCUGUCUUUUAUGUUGCAAGUUUUUAUGAUUAUUUCUUUGUUUUGGGACUCUAACUCACAGUUUUUCUUAAUAUUUAAUUUUACAGGAAUAAGAAUGCAUGUUAUUUAGUAAUAUUACUCACUCUUUAGAUUUUAAUUAUUUUUCCUCUUAGGAUGUUCUAGCUUUUCUUUCCUCUCUUAGACUGUCUGCAUAUCAGUGCCUUAUGUAAUGAAUGCAAGGGGGUGAGGAUUUUACGCUUACUCUGACCUUUGGGUCUAGGCACAUUAUGUGUGUGUGUGUGUGUGUUCUUGUUUACGUGCGAUGAAUGUAUGUUUGUCUUUUAUGACCAUGUACAUGUAUAGAUAUGAAUGCAGUGUGUGAUUUGACUUGAAGCACAGUUACAUACCAGCAAAAGAAAAAGUUAAAUGAACAAGCAUUUCCUAAUAACCUUGUGUCCUCUUCCAACUCCUCCUAUGAACUAAACCAAUGAACACAAAUUGAUUGCUGCUUCCCUUUUUAAUUAUUUCAUUUUAUGACAAUUUAGUGUCCUAAAACCUCUUCAUCUGCCUCUAUCACAAGUGUUGCCUCGUCAGAGAAUUACUUUCCUUUGUUUUGCUUUGUCUCUGUUCAGACGCCUGACAAGCAUCUUCAUCUCCCAAGAAAGCAGAGCUCAGUUUGUUGUAUUUUAUAGUAACUGUAUGUUUAUCAAUAAAACAUUUUAAAUGGG